GACGUGUUGUUGAAUGCGCGCGGCACCGAGUACACCAACCGAGAGACCAUCAUUUCCGAAGCCAAACUCGUUAGCCACAAUCAAUCGAUUCGAAACAACAACAUAGAGGCAUAUUCGAACUUGGGCACAAUCGAAAGAACCCAAUCAUUGCGUGGCAAACCUUCAUCACCGGAAAAAACCGCCGGAAUGUCUGAGCAUGGUCACACGGCAUCCAAAGGCAAUCACAUGCGUACUCAGUCUCUCAACACUGAUCACAAAAUAGACAUCGCCUCUAGCAGUCUUUCCUCGACCGGAAAUACCAAAAAGAUCCCUGAAAACUUGAAGCUAGAUCGCAGUGGUUUCGAAAGUGGUCCUGAACAACCGUCACCCGCUCUGAGCACCUCGUCCGGGCCUUACAUUCCCAUCAGUGAAUGCUUUUCCGGUAGUCCAAUGCUGUUGAACUCUCCUAUAACGCCUUUGAAUUCGUUGGACCCCCGAUUCUACGAUACCCCUCGAAGUCACACCAAUAUCACCGGUUUCAACUUGGUCAGUAACGAACAACCGUACUCGCCUAAGCGGAAUAACCUCAAUGGUGCUCCGACGGCAUCGGUUCCGGUUCCCGGAGCUGCAGAUAACGCAGCCAAAGCCGUCACGAAUCGUAGUGGAAAAUCCAGUCCUUCGGAUUCGGAAAGCGUGUUCACGGAUGACGAGUGGACAGCAUCGGCCGGUGGAGGUUCGGUGGAUUCCAAUGCCGGGAAGGAACGUAACGCUAGACCUUCGGAUAGUUCUAUUGAAAACGAUGCAAUCGGAUGGACUUAUGUUCAGCGUUUUUCCAAGGUGCCUCCGCAACAGCCUCAGCCUCAGGAAGGAAAAGCACCCGCUACGGCCCCUCCAAGACCACCGAAACGCACCAGCUUGAUUCUCGACAGCAUUGAAAAGCAUAAGGAUAUCCAGACUUCGGAUACUGAGAAUGCCUCACCAGCCAUUGGCCCCAAGAAUGCUAGUUCCUGCGUAGAUGAGUUCUACGAUAUUCCGCGAUCACAUCAACCUGGUCAGUACACCAGCGCAAUGCACCUUUCGGACGAUGUUGAUUUGCUGUCCCCGUUAAGUCAGUGCGAUCUGGUGGCUUCCAGCACUCCGAAUUUGAUGGUCAGCAGCGAGUGCGCUUCGAAUGCCGGCACCUUGGGUCGAUUGACGAGACGUUCCAACUGCUACACCAAUGCCGCACCGCAAAGAGUCGAAGGCAAUGUGUUCCGUUUUGAUUUCAGCGAACAGGGAGACGCACCGGCAAUAAAUCGUAAUCUGAAGCCAAAAUCCAGCAUCGACAUAACGAAAUCGGUUGAAAAUGUCUCCCACGGAAUGAAGCAGAUGAGCUUGAUGAGUCCGGCUCCUCCAACACCAUCAACAGCAACGAUUUGUGGUGGCACGCUGAAAAAUCCACCGCCAUGUGUGGACAGAACUAAAAAGCCAACAACACCGAAUAUUGGCACAAAUUCAAUGCGACGCAAGGGUGGUCCAGUUUCCCUAUCACUGCAAAAUCAUAACGAAAAUGUCUAUGGAAAUGCCCAAGAUCAUAACUCUUCGCUACUUUCCGGAAUUUCACCUCGAACCCCCGGCAAGAACGAGGACCGCUUGCAGUAUCUCGACCUGGAUCACUCCAACAGUCCGCAGAAAACCCACAACUCCAGCGGCCCCAACAGCGCACUUCAUCAUGCUUCAAACGUUGGCGUCGCAUCUGGAGGAGGGUUGAUGAUUUCUCAAUCCUCCGGCAAUUACUCGAGUGCCGCACUGAGUUGCGCAGGAUCGAACAAUUCCGGCAGCAGUUUGGCACCGCCGGCUAUUGCCCGGACCCCCUACACUACGGUGGACUUUGUCAAAACAGAUGCGUUCAAUCGAAUCCGAGCCGAUUCGGAAAUGAACCGCAAUCAGUCGCGCUUGAAGGAUCAAUCCUAGAAACGAUAGUAGUCCUGUGAAGGUGGCGAAAAAGCAAGUGCAAUUAGUCAAAUGCCUUCAUUACGUAACACACAAACGAAAAGUUCGAACUUCACUCAAAGUGAACCGUUUAUGUUUCAACAAUUGUAUUUUAUGAGUUUUUUAAAUGCAUGUACGCUACGAUACAGAAGCUUAUUAUUACAUUUAUUAGGUUAAUAUCGAACAAAGAUGUAAGAUGUAAGUUUUGAUACAGAGACAUACAUUAUUUGUACUGUGAUUUCGUUGGGCAGAAACAUGUAAGUUUUCUAGAAAACAUUCGCAUUUAGUGAAAGCAAAAAAAGCAGUCCUACUGCAUCAGCAUUUAGAUGAAUCGAUAUCUUGAACAAAAACGAGUAUUUUAACAACUUUCAAAUAAAAUUUCACUUUCCACGCGAUACAGAUGAGAAAACAUGAGGAAGCAUUUUAAAGUAGGUAUUUAUCUGUUUAAGUUGAGCGAAAAACAAAAGUCAAAAUGACAAACACUGUGCAUGAGAAAAAAAUAGAAUUGCGUCAGUUUAAAAAAAUGUUAAAUGGUAUUUUCAGAAAAAUAAUAAACCAUCGCAACAAUGGGCUUCUGAUGAAAAUGAAACUUUUUUCAAGUAUUUUAGUAACAUGUAGUUAGAGUAAUCUGUUUUAAAAGAAAAUUUUAGAUGUCAAAAAAAUUUGGUUUUCCAAAAACUGUCUCUUGAACAACUAUUACUUCCCGUUGUCUUGCUAUUUACUCCGUUAGCCGUAGAAGCAGAGCUACAUUCUAGCUUUUAACAAUAGUUAAAGUUUGAAAUGUAUUUUAGGAUAGAGAAACAAAAAUAUUUUAACUGCACAACAAUAAACUUUUUCAAAAUAUA
Messenger RNA from Uranotaenia lowii, 2795 nucleotides. It is a transcript of the gene dos, whose product is annotated as protein daughter of sevenless. The record is from RefSeq and is a predicted model, not a curated record. The annotation marks the transcript as partial. Lineage: Eukaryota; Metazoa; Arthropoda; Insecta; Diptera; Culicidae. The transcript is spliced from 7 exons.